Molecule: messenger RNA, 1692 nt
Organism: Ornithorhynchus anatinus (platypus)
Lineage: Eukaryota; Metazoa; Chordata; Mammalia; Monotremata; Ornithorhynchidae
Gene: CNPY2
Product: canopy FGF signaling regulator 2
Exons: 6
Coding region: 292-1551 (419 amino acids)
Cellular component (GO): endoplasmic reticulum
Source: RefSeq, a predicted model, not a curated record
CUCCGGCACAGAUGGUCGGGGAGGAGCCUGGGGCCCCCGGACCGGCCCAGGCCUCUAACCGGAUGCGAGCGAGCACCGCUCCGUACCCGGGCCAUCCUCGGAGAUGCCAAAAACCGGGAGGGGACGGCUCCGAGGCCCCGGCCGCCCCCUCUCCUCCGCGACACUUUCCCUCCCCGUCUGCCUGUCGGACGUUUUUAUAAGAUUGAAAUAAAGGCGAAAUGCAGCACCAGGCGUCGGGCAGAGGGUCUCGCCAGCGGCCCCUCAUCCUCACCCUUCGAGCUCCUCCCGGACAUGCUGGGCCCCGAGGGCCGUGACUUCGCCCCGGCGCAGCCGCGGCAUUCCCUCCCCUCGCCGGUAGGGGGCGCGGGGAGCCCGCGAAGAACUACAACUCCCGUCAUGCCUCGGGGCCGGCGGGGGCCCUCGCGCCCGGAGGCGCCGCGGUCCCCGCCGGGGCUUGUAGUUUCUAGCUCCGGCCCGGGCUUCGCCACCUGCUUGGGGUUCGGUACCUGUCCGCGCCUUGGGCGGGCGUCACGCCCCUCCGCUCCCCCCAGCCCAUUGAGGUCCCACGUGCCGCCCCCGGCCUGGCUGUCGUUGCUCACGUGGACCCCGCCACGCAGGUCGGGGUCCUCCGGUGCCGGCCGGGGCCCUCGCGGCCGGCGGGCUGCCCCGGAGAGCGCCUGCUCGGGAGCUCCCCGGGGAGCGACCUCAGGGGCCCGGCUGGGGGAGGCCCGAAGGGGAAGGUUAAGAGCGGCCUUCCCCCGGGUCCUUCCGGUCGCCCUUCCGGCUUCGAGGGACCCGUCGGGGGCCGCGAGGCGGGUCAGGCGUCCGCCGGGGCGGCCCGUCUCCGGAAAGAGCCGAAGCGCCGAGGAGCGCGGCGGGACCCGAGCUGGGGAGGGGAGGGGGGGACUCUGCUGCCCCCCGCUGGUCGGGCCACGGCGGUGCCCGCUGCGGCCGAGACCCCCUUCCCCCGCCGCGACGACCAUGGCGACCGUGGCCGGCUGGGCUUGGGGCUGGCUGGCCCUGCUCCUCGGGGUGCUGGCGGCCGACGCUCGGGCCCGGAGGAGCCAAGAUCUGCGCUGCGGAGCCUGCAGGGCCCUGGUGGACGAACUGGAGUGGGAGAUCUCUCGUGUGGACCCCAAGAAGACCAUCCAGAUGGGCUCCUUUCGCAUUAACCCGGAUGGCAGCCAGUCAGUGGUGGAGGUGCCCUACGCCCGCUCGGAGGCCCACCUGACGGAGCUGCUGGAGCGGGUGUGCGAGCAGAUGAAGGAGUACGGGGAGCAGCCGGACCCUGGCGGCCAGCGCAAGAACUAUGUGCGGGUGGCGGCCCGCCCGGGCCCCGGCCCCGACCCAGGCCCCCAGCUGGAAGGGGUGCGGCUCGAUGGGGACAUCACCUCUAGCCUCAAGUUUGCGUGCGAGAGCAUUGUGGAGGAGUUUGAGGACGAGCUCAUUGAGUUCUUCUCCCACGAGGCGGAAAACGUGAAGGACCGACUCUGUAGCAAACGGACUGACCUGUGUGACCAUGCCCUGCACAUACCUCACGAUGAGCUCUGAUCAAGCAGGGCCGCUCCCCGACCCCCUCACCCCCGUGGAGAGUACCGACCGGACCCUUCUCCCCUUCCCCCACGUGGAUGCGGAGGGGGCUGUGGCGCAUUUUGUACCAUGUUUUUACCAAAAUAAAGCAAAAUUCCCAAA